AUGGCCACCUUGUCAAAGCUCACAUCUUCAUGUAUGCAGGCUUUCUACAUCCCCGCAAAGCGCGGUUUUCGGUUAUAUCAGUGUAGAGGUGAUCUAAAGGCAAUUGACUGUUCCAGAUGCAUUUCAAGUGCUGUUAGCCAAAUUGGGUUGGUGUGUCCUUACACAUAUGGGGCUAGUCUGCAAUUAGAUGGUUGUUUUGUGAGAUUUGAGCACACAGAUUUUCUGGGAAAACUGGACACAAGUCUUAGAUACAGAAAGUGCAGUAGAAGUGUGAGUAAUGAUGUGGAGUUUUUUCGGCGAAGAGACGAUGUUCUCGCUGAUUUGCAGGGUGCAAUAGGGUUUAGGGUUAGUUCUUCAGGUUUGAUUGAAGGUGUUGCACAGUGUUUGGGGGAUUUGAGUGCAGUGGAUUGCUCUUCUUGUCUUUCUGAGGCUCUUGUGAAGUUGAAGAGUUUGUGUGGAUCUGCUGAAGCAUCGGACGUGUUCUUGGCGCAGUGUUAUGCUCGGUACUGGGCAUCUGGAUACUAUGAUGCUUCUUCUGAUUCCUCCGACAAGGAUGAAGUAGGAAAAACAGUAGCCAUAAUCGUCGGCGUAGUGGCAGGCGUCGCAGUGGUGAUAGUUCUUCUCUCAUUUUGCAGAAAAGCAGUAGGUUGA
Ilex paraguariensis (yerba mate) is the source of this 651-nucleotide messenger RNA. Lineage: Eukaryota; Viridiplantae; Streptophyta; Magnoliopsida; Aquifoliales; Aquifoliaceae. The record is from the annotation of a GenBank genome assembly.